This is a messenger RNA of Fusarium vanettenii 77-13-4, 915 nucleotides long. RefSeq lists its product as uncharacterized. The annotation marks the transcript as partial. NCBI's taxonomy places the organism in Eukaryota, Fungi, Ascomycota, Sordariomycetes, Hypocreales, Nectriaceae. The record is from RefSeq and is a predicted model, not a curated record. The transcript has a single exon.
AUGCGUUUAAUCAAAGUCGCCUCUGUCGACUCCCCUCGGGGCCUGGAGAUGGUCGAUUUCAGCCCCAACAAUGUUCCUCCCUACGCCAUUUUGUCUCAUACCUGGACCGACGACGAGGUCAUCUACACAGACGUGAUUAACAAUACCGCCAAACAAAAGAGUUCAUAUCACAAGGUUGAGUAUACUUGUCGGCAAGCAAUCGCCGACAGCUACGAGUAUGCUUGGGCCGACAACUGUUGCAUCGACAAGCGCAGCAGCGCCGAGCUAUCAGAGGCGAUCAACUCCAUGUUUGAAUGGUAUAGCAAGGCCGAAAGAUGCUAUGCAUACCUAACAGACUGCCCUGGAGAUUUCGACAUGACCACGCUUGACUCUGAGUUUACCGGCAGUCGAUGGUUCACGAGAGGAUGGACACUGCAAGAGCUAGUAGCUCCCAAAGAUCUCAUCUUCUAUGGUGAGAACUGGGUUCGCAUCGGGGAAAAGAGAACCUUGAGUCACAUUCUAUCAUCUAUCACGGGCAUAGACGAAGAUAUCUUGAUAAACAUCCGUCCGAUCCAUUCGGCAAGCGUCGCAAAGAGAAUGUCUUGGGCAGCCUCACGUGAGACGACGCGACCCGAGGAUGUCGCUUACUCUCUCAUGGGGCUUUUCAACGUUAACAUGCCGAUGCUAUACGGAGAAGGAGAUAGAGCGUUUCUCCGACUACAAGAAGAAAUCAUGAAGCAAUCCGACGACCAGUCAAUCUUUGCCUGGACAGACCGCGAUGCCCCUGCGGAUGCACAUCACGGUCUCCUCGCCAAAUCGCCCACCAACUUUAAAUAUUCCAACUCUGUCGUCCCUUACGAAGACUGGGAGCCGAGAACUCCAUACUCAAUGUCCAACCGAGGUCUUCGCAUUGAUCUUCACCUCACUCGACAAGAC